Messenger RNA from Linepithema humile (Argentine ant), 2540 nucleotides. RefSeq names its product nibrin-like. NCBI's taxonomy places the organism in Eukaryota, Metazoa, Arthropoda, Insecta, Hymenoptera, Formicidae. Gene Ontology annotation, cellular component: Mre11 complex. Gene Ontology annotation, biological process: double-strand break repair via homologous recombination; mitotic G2 DNA damage checkpoint signaling. Gene Ontology annotation, molecular function: damaged DNA binding; protein binding. The record is from RefSeq and is a predicted model, not a curated record.
GCUCAGAGUAUAUUGUUUCUAUUCUGUCAGUUCAUAUGUGAAUUGAAUUGUGGUGUGGAAUAUGUGGUGUUUCAAAGGACAGAAAGACCUUUGCGUCUACAUUUUACCAAAUCAGAAGAAAUCUUUUGGCAAAUCAAGUGAUAUUAAGCUGGAAGAAGAUGCCACAAUCAGCAGACUUCAUGCGGUAGUUUCUGUGGAAUCAACAGGAGAAUUAAAUAUACAAUAUAAAUGUGUUAUUAAUGAUGUAUCUAAAUAUGGAACAUUUGUUACAAGAGAUGACAAAAAGAUAAAACUAUCUAAAAAUGAAACAUUUCUUCUGAAAGCUGGUGAUAUAGUGCAAUUUGGCCUGAAAGAAGCAACAUUUGUUGUCCAACACCAUUCAUUUGUGACUGCAAGAUCCAGUUUGAACGAAGAGGAACUGAAUAGAUUAAAGAAUAUCAUAGACCAUAUUGGGGGACAAUUGUUGGAAACUUGGGAGAAUUCUUGUACUCACUUGACAGUUGCUAAAAGCGUUCUAUUUACCACAAAAUUAGCUUAUGCAUUAGCUUCAGCUAAACCGAUUAUCACAAUUGCAUAUUGGGAAGCAGUAAAUGUGGCCAUUGAGGAAUCUAAAGAAUUGCCAGAAGCUGAGACUUUUCUACCAAUAGUAAAAGAAGACUGGCUGAAAGUUUCUCCAAGAUUAUUUCUGCCGAAUGAAAAGCGCAGAACACUUUUCAAAGGCUUGUCAUUUGUACAUUUUUGCAUAAAGCAGUAUCAUGCAUAUGCACCAUUGAUUACUGCAGCAGGUGGCAAAUCAUGCGUGUAUCCUACAAGGAGACCUUUGACCCCCCGGGAUCUCACCGCAAAAAAUGCUAUCGUUAUACAACAACCUGUCAGCGAUUCUACUCUGCUCACUCAAGAUAUUGCUGAUGAUUAUCAUAUCAUAUAUUGUAAACUACAAGCCAUCAAACGUAGACUGGUUUCUGACACCGAAAUUCCACUCGCCAUUUUAUAUUGCUCCACGGAAAAAUAUUGCAAUUCCAAAUUCGACUUUACCACAUUUCUGAAAUCAAAAUCUCGAACGUUUUCUCUUUCUGACAUCACGAUAAUCGAGGAUACGCAAAAUACUGGUAAGAUAGAAAAUAGACAAAUUAAAAGAAAAAUUAUUCCCGAAACUUUAGAGUCUCAAAAUAGUGAGCCUAUUUUGAAGAAGGCCCAUUCUUCUAAUGAAAGUGAACAGGAAAAUGACUCUAACGCCAGUAAGAACACAGUAAAAGACACGCAGGAUGUUUAUGCAAUAGAAAUCAAUCGCAAAAUAAUUCCUGAAACUAGCGACUUUCAAAACAGUGAGAGCAUUUCGAAAAUAGCUUGCUCUUCUAAUGAAAGUGAGCAGAGAAAUAUUUCUGACAAAAGCAACAUUGCGUCAAAAACCCAAAGUGAUAGAAAUAUUUCGAAAAAGAUUCAUUUUUCCGAACAAUUGCAAAUUAUACCCGAAAGCUGUUCUUUAGAAAAAGAUGUCACUAAUAAUUCUCCUAAUAGGAAUAAUCAGAAACAAGCUGUAAUUAUUUCUGAAACUUUUGACUUUAAUGACAAAUACAUUACAAAUGAUUGUGCCACAGAAAAAGAGCAAGAAAAUGUCUUACAAGAAAAGGAAUCUUUUGAAAAAAACAAUUUGAUUUUUGCAGAAAAUAAUCAAAAGAAAAAUAUAUUAAGGGGAAAUAAAGUUGAAUUACAACAGCGAGAAAAUAUUCUUAUAAACGAAGAAAAUAAUGCAAUUCGUGAAAGUAAUAAUGUAUUUUCUGCGAAAAAUAAUCAACAGCAAAAAGAUAGAUUGCAAGACGAUAAACUCAAAUCUCAACAAUCAAAAAUUCCUUUGACAAAUGAACAGAAUAAUUUGAUUUCAGAAAAGUAUGAUUUAAAUCGUGAAAAAAAUAAUACGACUGUUGAAAAAGAUAAAGUAAGCACUACUAACAGUGUAAGUAUAGAUUGGGAAAACUGUAAAAGUUCUGAAAAUUCAAAAAAGCCACGAAUUAUAUCGAUUCAAGAAACUGAUAAUAUUGGGAUCUAUGUACAACGAGGUAACAAAAAAAAUAUGUCGGAAAACAGUUGCUCUAAAGUUGAAAAGUCGCAGGAUUUAUCAAAAGAACAAGAUUUUAAUUUUGCUUUUAAUUCUGAAAGAAAUCAGGAAGAUAGAAGAGCAACAAAGAUUCAAAUGCAAGAAAUACAUGUAAAAAAUGAAGAACCUCGAAGAAAGGGAGAUAACUGGUACAACAAAUACUUGAACCAAGAAUUCACGGAUGAGAUACUGCGGAAAGAUAUACCAGGCGGCAAAAGAUUUACAAAGACAUCUAUUAUAAUUCCCAAAAGAAUAUUGAAGAUGGAUGACUUUGUUUUAUAAUUUACAAUGCAUAAUUGCGCUGAAGAAGAGGAUCCAUCAAUAUUCGCGAGGGAUUAUAGAGAUAUUUAUUUUAUAUUAUUAACAAACGAUUACAAAGAUUUAUUUAAACAUGUAUUACCAAUAUUGUAUACUUUGUUACCAUUUAUAUAAAAUUAAAAUUUUU